AUGAGGUUCUACGAUACUAUUUUUAUCUUCUCUUUUUUGGCAUCGCUAUACCAACAUGUUGAUGCAGCAAGACAAGUUGUUCGGCCAAAGCAGAAAAUGACUACUUCAGAGAAAGUUCAACCUUGGAGGCGUACAAUUUAUGAAACUAUACCUGAAAUAGUAACACCAACGGUUAUUGCAGGUGUUACUUUUUCGGCUAAGCCAGAAGCGACACCAAAUCCGUUGAGGCCUUGGGUAUCUCUACAGCAUGAUGGUAGGCCAAAGACUAUUAAGCCAGAAAUCAAGAAAGGUUUAACCGUGAAGGGAAGACCCGAUUAUUCAACCUACUUUAAGACUGCGACUCACCGCACAUAUUCUUAUGACGAGUUAAAAGCCCACAAUAUGGACCCAAACGAAGAAUUUGAAGAAACAGAGUACAUUGAAGAAGAUGAUACGUAUGUCUCCUUAAAUCCUAUUAUUAGAUGUACUCCAGAUCGCUACUUCAAUAAAGGUCUGGCAAAGGAUAUUCACAGUGAACCAUUUUGCACACCAUACGAAAACUCUAGAUGGAAAGUUGAAAAUACUUAUUUCGUUACUUGGUAUACUAGAUUUUUUGAAGAUGAGAAUUCUGGUAAAGUAACCGAUCAAGUUCGUGUGCAUUUGUCCUAUGUCAAAGAAAACCCUGUCGAGAAGGGUAAUUAUAAGAGAGAUAUUCCUGCAACUUUUUUCUCAUCUGAGUGGAUUGAUAAUGUCAAUGGUCUAUUUGCCGUUGAAGUCAGGGAGGAAUGGUUGCAAAAAAAGUAUGAGCGCAGGAUAGUUGUAUCUGUUCAGCCAAAAAAUAUACCAGAUGAAGAGUUUGAUCCACUACAUAAUGGUGUUUUAUUGUAUAUUACCGCGGGUUCCAAAGUUUUUAAGCCUACAAAGGAGCAAUUAGCUUUAGAUGAUGCGGGUAUAACAAAUGACCAGUGGUAUUAUGUCGCACUCUCCAUUCCUACAGUCGUGGUAGUGUUUUUUGUCUUUAUGUAUUUUUUCUUAUAUGUUAAUGGAAAGAACAGGGAUUUCACUGAUGUUACCAGAAAAGCUCUCAACAAAAAACGCCGUGUUCUAGGUAAAUUCUCUGAAAUGAAGAAAUUCAAAAACAUGAAAAACCACAAGUACACGGAACUACCAUCUUAUAAAAAAACCAGCAAACAGAAUUAG
This is a messenger RNA of Saccharomyces mikatae IFO 1815, 1179 nucleotides long. RefSeq names its product Psg1p (gene PSG1). Lineage: Eukaryota; Fungi; Ascomycota; Saccharomycetes; Saccharomycetales; Saccharomycetaceae. The record is from RefSeq and is a predicted model, not a curated record. Bases 1 to 1179 code for a protein of 392 amino acids. The transcript has a single exon.